AUGGCUGCUGAGACUGUGGGAACUGCCCUCGCAGUAGUAGGCGUCCUCGGUCAGCUCUUUGACGGCUGUGUCAAAGCAUACAAUCUCUUCACUACGGCAGCAAACAUCGACACAGAUAGUCAAAGACUUUUGUGCAAAGUACGCAUAGAAGAGAUGCGGCUUGUCGUCUGGGGUCGAGACUGGGGAGUUGCUGAGGGAAGACUCGAGGCUCAUCUCGAGAGUACGAGGAAUCCCCAGCUGAGAAGCUUGGCUUUGCAAAUCCUUGAGGAGUUACAUAGUGCUGUGACGGAUUUCAAGAAACUCAAGGACAGAUAUGGCCUGGUUGAUGAGAGUGCGGGGAGGGCUAGUUUGGAUGUUGGCAAGACAAAGCCCAGAAAGUCGCCUUCGCCUUCAAGGAAGAGUUCAAAGGAUGAUGAGUGCCGCAAGUUGAACGGUGUCACAAAGACUAUGAGUGAGAUGAGUUGGGGGAAAGAGAUGAGCUUGAGGGCCAGAUGGGUUAUAGCAGAUAAAGAUAAAUUCACAAACCUGCUAAAGGAUCUCCGAGACUUCAACGAUGGCCUCGAGCGUCUCUUCCCACCAUCUCAUCUCCCAUCCUUUCAACGCGCCUGGACCCAUCAACUCCUCGAAUCCGCCCAGCGGGACAUAACUCAGCUCUCUCUCCUCGAGACAGCUUCAACGGGCGUCUAUCCCAAACUCACAGCCUCGGCCAAUCUCAAGAAACUCCGUAUCAACCUCGACGCCAAGCCCCAGGCCUCAUUCAAGCCAACAUUUGCUCUCAAGGUUCGCCGUGCUGCGCUGGAACUAAGUAAGGACGAUGGUAAAGGAGGCCGCAGCACAGGACGGCACGAAACUGCAGGCGAUGUUGUUAUCGAGUGGGUGGACUACGAUCGCGAUGACGUGGACGAGCGUGUAGCCCAUGUUCGUCGUCUGGAUGAUCUCGCUCGUAUGAUGCAUUCAGCUUCGGAGUGUCACCCAGAUCUUCACAGCAUUGACUGCGUAGGCUACGUCGACGACACUUCGUGCUGCAGAUACGGUCUCGUGUACAAAGCACCCUCGCCGUCCUUCUCGACGCUGCACGAGCUCAUCGCCAGUGCAGACCUCAAAACACCUGAUCUUGACGAUCGCGUUGGCCUGGCGCAUACACUAGCUGUUGCCCUGUGGUCUCUGCACUCUCUUGACUGGCUUCACAAGAGUCUUUGCAGCUCAAACAUCCUCUUCUUUCCCUCUGCCAUUUCCACCUCAGCGCACUCGUCAACUGCCACGGCUGCUCUUGUUCCAGAUAUACAGCGUCCGUAUCUGACUGGUUUUGAUGCUUCGCGGCCAGAUCUAGAUACUGCACUUUCGGUCGUCCCGCGGAAUCCAUCUAUCAUGACACUCCAUCGACAUCCAGCUUCGCUGCGUGGCCAUUCCCACUGCAAACCCAUGGACAUCUAUAGUCUAGGACUGGUUCUUCUCGAAAUUGGAUUGUGGAAAGUGCUUCAGACGUAUCACAAGCCGCAUUAUUCUGCUGAGCGGUGGCGCGACAAAGUAUUGCGGACUGCCCUCGUUCCUGGCCUGAGCAGUAAGACUGGUCGUCGAUACCGUGAUGUUGUGGACAAGUGUCUGGCUGCGAGUGAGGACAUGACGAGUGCGGAGGCUGCAAAAGUGAUGGAGGAUGUUGUGACUGCUCUUGAAACUAUCCGGGUAUAA
Fusarium pseudograminearum CS3096 is the source of this 1689-nucleotide messenger RNA. RefSeq lists its product as uncharacterized. Bases 1 to 1689 code for a protein of 562 amino acids. The transcript is spliced from 3 exons. Gene Ontology annotation, molecular function: ATP binding; protein kinase activity. The record is from RefSeq and is a predicted model, not a curated record. Gene Ontology annotation, biological process: protein phosphorylation. Lineage: Eukaryota; Fungi; Ascomycota; Sordariomycetes; Hypocreales; Nectriaceae.